Molecule: messenger RNA, 1709 nt
Organism: Linderina pennispora
Lineage: Eukaryota; Fungi; Kickxellomycota; Kickxellomycetes; Kickxellales; Kickxellaceae
Product: Di-copper centre-containing protein
Exons: 4
Coding region: 1-1275 (424 amino acids)
Molecular function (GO): oxidoreductase activity
Source: RefSeq, a predicted model, not a curated record
AUGUCCACGUCGGAUGCGAGCGAACAAAAAGGGCGUCGGAGCCAGCGCUGGAAGCCCCUCGCUGCCUUCACUCUGGCAAUUGCCGCUGUAAACGGCCAGACAUCGACUCCCGCUGGCGCCGAGUCGCUGGAGAAAUGUGCAUCGACGCCUGUGCGCAAGGAGAUCCGCUCGCUGUCGACCAGCGAGUGGCAGGCGUACCGGACGGCGGUGAACCAGGCGCAGGAGCAGGGCUGGAACGACUGGUUCGGCUGGAUGCAUGACCAGGUGGCCGGCCCCAUCCACGGCAACGCGAAGUUCCUGGUAUUCCACCGCCGCUUCAUAGCCGACUACGAGCAAAUUCUGCAGCGCUACAACCCCUCGGUCGCCAUACCCUACUGGAACGCCCUGGUGGACUACCAGCAGCCAGCCGCAAGCAGCGUGCUGGGCGACGACUAUUUCGGCAAGGACGGAGAUGCCGGGUCCGAGUGCGUGACCAGCGGCAUUGCUGGCUCGUGGUCAUAUAAGCUGUCAACGACGACCUGCCUGAUGCGCAAGUUCAAUGGCGGCAAUGGCGCAAUUAACUCGUGGUACUCGCCCGAGUACAUGACCAGCCUGCUGCAGACCACCACGGACUACGCCGACCUGCGCAAUAAGAUCGAGAACUCGCUGCACGGCGCGGUGCAUCUGGCCAUCAACGGCGCUAUGAGCACCAUGUAUUCGCCGGUUGACCCCGUGUUCUGGAUCCACCACUCCAACAUCGACCGCCUGUACGCCCAGUGGCAGGCAGUCAGCCCUGGCGAGCGCACGUUCAUGUACACAGGCGUCGACGGCGACAAGAAGCCCCCCAUCUACAGCGUCAUGCGUCUGGGCUUCGGCAAGCAGGCCAGCGGCGACGCCAACAAGCUCUCUUCCAACGGCAAUCUGCGCAAGCGCUCGGCGCAAAAGUGCGGCCAGCGCGACUACGCGCAGCAGCUGGUGAAGCAGCUGCCCAAGGAGGUCGUCGGCAAGUUCUUCCCCAAGUUCGCAGCUGGCAACUCGCAUCCGCUGGAGAACGAGCUGACCACUUUGUCGCCGCUCAAGCCCAUGGCUGCCGAUGGCGAGAAGCCGUUCCAUAGCAAGCAGGCGUGCGAGAGCCACCGCGGAAAGAUGCCCGCGCCGCCCAAGCUGACGCCCGACUGGCUGAAGAUGCAGGGUGCGUGCACUGAGGAAGUCGCCAAGCUCGAGGCUGAUGCGAAGAGCUUUGUUGACUCGCUCAACAAGGCCAGCUAUCUGUCUCCGUACCUUGUCCAUGAUUAAUGAACACACUCCUCUUCCCCUUUCUACCUCCAGAAUGCCCCCUUUACACGUCCCUCUUCUUUUUCCGCCCCUCGUGUGUUUAUUUUUAGUGUUAGUCUUUACAGGAUCGGUAAGCAUCUCGCAUGUCGUUUGCCUUCUACGAAUAUUUCUAAAUCUGUCCCCUUCCGUCCUUCCCGUAGUGUCUGCAAUUUGUACUCUCUUUUUCCUGAAUAUACGCUGUAUCUUCGCUCUCUUUGCAACGGGACAUUUCUCCAAAUAGGGCUUGGAAAGAUAAACAAAGCUGAGAAUAUGGACGUGCACAGUCCAGGUGUCGUGUUUUACACAAGUGAAACUAGCCUGCUGCCUGAAAUCCACACCUGGCCACAUCUGAAAUUGCUGCCAUAUGGCCCUGGUUCUGCAGUCGACCUUUGGCCUAUAUCGCCACCCCCUCUGCC